CCAUCAGGGUAGUUAGUCACUACGGCGUGUGGAUAUCUAGCUCGCUACGUACUUAGUAAACAAGAGCCGAAGUAACUACCUACGUAAACAUUUUAAGCUGCUAUUGUUAAAUUAAUCUAAUUUUAACAACAGAUGCGUCCCCAGUGAGUAGAUUGUUCUCCACUGGCUAGUUUAACCUUCCGUUUUCAGGUAACGUUGAGGCGUCCUCCGCCGAGGGCGUUUUUAGGAAACUCCCAGGACUGACUCAGAUUGAAGGCCGCAAACGAGCGGCAGUGCACGUGUACGCAUAGCUAGAUACGGAUACACUUUAGACAAGAUUUGAGUUUUCCCCAAUACAAUUUCGUACCCGUUUCGCUAAUAAUGUUUGGAUCGUCGAGAUCCGGGGGUGUGAGAGGAGGACAAGACCAGUUCAGCUGGGACGAUGUGAAGGGCGAUAAACACAGGGAAAACUACCUGGGCAACUCUCUUAUGGCCCCGGUGGGACGCUGGCAGAAAGGUCGGGACCUCACCUGGUACGCAAAGGAUAAGAAAGGUGGGGGGUCCGUGUCGAAGGAGGAGGAGCUUGCUGCUGUCCGGGCGGCAGAGCAGGAUGCUCUGAUGGCUGCACUAGGCUACAAGAAUGUAAAAAGACAGCCGACUGGCCUCACCAAAGAGGAUUUGGCAGACGUGUGCCGGAGGGAGGAGGCGGAGGGUGAUGACAGAGACGUGGACCGAGUUUCGGGUCUUGGCAGCUCCAGUUUGGGAUCGAAAAGAGUGAUACUGUCCAAGCAGGAGAAGGAAGCAGCAAAAAUGGGAUUGCCCAUCUUCACUCAUCAUAAAUCAGAAGUGCGGCAGGAGGCCACCAGUGUUAAGACUACAGAGAGCAAGGACAAAGCCCCUGAGGAGCAAAGACACGAGGACAAAAAGAAGAACAAAAAGGAAAAGAAGAGUAAGAAGGAGAAGAAGAAGAAGAAAGAAAAGAAGAAGAAACAUCACAAAAGACAGUCCUCCUCCUCAGAGUCUGAAUCAGAGGAUGAGCGUAUACGGAGGAGAAAGGACGACCACCUUCAUCAUCAUCAACAUCAUCAUCCAUCAUCGAGCCGGCAGAGUGGAGCCAGGCCCCGUGACAGCUAUUCACCGGGGGGGCCAAAGGCCGAGCCCCGCCCCCGCGCCCAGCCCCGCUGCCCCUCCCGCACCCCCUCCCCUGCCCGGAGACGGCAGCGUCACGACACAGACUCGUCCCCAGACAGGGGGUCUCCCAUCCCUCGGCAUCGCGCCAGCCUGCGGUCGGCCUCGCCGCCCCCAGCACGCAGCCACAAGCGCCGCCACGACACGGAUUCGGACGACUGAUCGGACCCCCCCAACCUGGCACUGGGAGGGGGGGCGGAGGGAGGGUGCCGCUGUCUCUCACCCUGCUAACUGAAUCGCAAGCACACCUGGUAGAGUUAAACCGGUUCAACCACCAGCAUAGACCAGGACUGAGUAGCAGGUGCUCAGCAAAGGUCUUUGGGUCUUUCCUUAAGGGGGAGCACAGCUAUGCUCUCCUUACUCUGAGUAUACACUGCCGCCCAAUUACUGAUUCAGGAUCAGCUAACUCAACCCUUAUUCCAUCAAAUCAAUUUGGCUGAAAAAUCUGAAACCAAUCCAGGGCCGCUGCCUCAGGCCACUAUGUAACAGAAUCACCACUGAGAUGGCAGGAAAACUGCUUCUUGCCAUUGUAGUUUAGUUGUCUGACAAAGUUCAUUGUAUGACGGUGAUUCAGAUUUGAGUUUUAUUUGCUCUUUUUUUACUUUUUUGUGUUGUCAGGGUUGAUUGUUCAUCUACAAUCAUUAAAAUUUUAAAUCUUUUACAGGGAGUAUAAAACAAGGGGUCAGUGUCAAAGGUCAUGUGCUUGCCACGUUUAUAUGGAAAUAUGCAUUUCCUUUACAAAAUGUACCGCCAGGGCAAGCUAAUGAUCCCAGAUCCCACAAAUUUAUCAUUAAGAUGGAAUGCAAAGCCUGUGUGAUAUACAUUGUAAAAUAUAUUGCAGGUACUUCCUAACUCUUAAUGCCAUCUGAUUCAUGUGGUCACAGCAUUAAUGCAUACCCAUGGUGAACAUAGAAAAGCCUGUCCAACUGCAGUUGUUCCUUGUGUUAUAGGUUGUAAUACAGUCUUUUUGAAUAUUCGGUGUGAGACUGAAAACUGUGGGUGCACGGUUCUCUUUGUUACUUCAAUUCAAAUAAAAUUUGCCCAGCAAUUGGGAGUCACUGUAUGGAACUGAUAGUUAUGUCCUCAGGGAUUCCUUAGCAAACAGAAUGUCCAGGCCAUUGAGUGUCUGCUGUAGAAUGGACACAGGCUGACACCUUAUUCUGUCCCUCCCUCCUCACUGUGUCAGUUGCAGAGCUAAUCAUCUCAGACGAGCCCUCCCUCACCCCUGUCUUUAUUUCCUCCUUCAAUGAGCGCUGCUUUGUCCCUUCUGUUCUGAGUUCAGCUCCCUUGCUGGUGAGGUUCCAUUGGAAUGCACUCCAG
This is a messenger RNA of Megalops cyprinoides (Indo-Pacific tarpon), 2487 nucleotides long. It is a transcript of the gene c24h1orf35, whose product is annotated as chromosome 24 C1orf35 homolog. The record is from RefSeq and is a predicted model, not a curated record. The transcript is spliced from 8 exons. Bases 361 to 1329 code for a protein of 322 amino acids. NCBI's taxonomy places the organism in Eukaryota, Metazoa, Chordata, Actinopteri, Elopiformes, Megalopidae.